UUCUGGCGUUUAAUAAGAUGACAACAAAUUUCCACGUAAAAAAAUAAUAUAAAACGAGUUGUCAAAAGUGCAAUUGAAAGAAAGCUGAUUUUAACACAAAUUUUUGUUUUAUACAUGUGCUAAUUUUGUAAAUAAGAAUUAUUUUAAGAAAACAUAAACUAACACAAUGGUCUUUGUAAGGAGUUGGGAAGAUUUCGAAGUAGCCGCAGAGAACAUGUAUUUAGCAAAUCCAAAGAAAUGCAGAUAUACAAUGAAAUACGUACACUCGAAAGGACACAUUUUAUUAAAAAUUACCGAUAAUGUGAAAUGUGUGCAGUAUAAAGCGGAAAAUAUGCCUGACUUAAAGAAAAUCGAAAAAUUUAGCGGCAAUCUAAUGGGACACAUGGCUUCGAACGAAUAAUGUUAUGAAUUAUUAAGUUUUUUAACAUUGAACAACGGGUGGGGAAAGUGGGAACAGAGUCGUUAUAGUUUAAAUAACAUUUAAUAAAUGUUAGCUUUGUAUACCACUUUGAGAGUGGCGUGCUUAAUUAUAAAGCAUUACUUCAUAACGUUAAUAUAAAAGGCUUUAAUUAUAAAUGAUAAUAAUAAAAUGUUUUGUAUAUGUGAAUUUAAAAACGAA
Molecule: messenger RNA, 619 nt
Organism: Teleopsis dalmanni
Lineage: Eukaryota; Metazoa; Arthropoda; Insecta; Diptera; Diopsidae
Gene: Srp9
Product: signal recognition particle 9 kDa protein
Exons: 2
Coding region: 167-400 (77 amino acids)
Biological process (GO): negative regulation of translational elongation; SRP-dependent cotranslational protein targeting to membrane
Cellular component (GO): signal recognition particle, endoplasmic reticulum targeting
Molecular function (GO): 7S RNA binding
Source: RefSeq, a predicted model, not a curated record